Molecule: messenger RNA, 867 nt
Organism: Scheffersomyces coipomensis
Lineage: Eukaryota; Fungi; Ascomycota; Pichiomycetes; Serinales; Debaryomycetaceae
Product: putative serine hydrolase
Exons: 1
Coding region: 1-867 (288 amino acids)
Cellular component (GO): nucleus; cytoplasm
Molecular function (GO): hydrolase activity
Source: RefSeq, a predicted model, not a curated record
AUGACGAAGAAAUCUACUAAAACAUACAUAGGAAAAGUCCUCUUCCUCCAUGGAUAUACCCAAUCAUCAUCAAUUUUCUAUGCCAAAACUUCAGCCUUAAGAAAACGAUUAACCAAACUUAAUUAUAAAUCAAUUUAUCUUAAUGCUCCUUUAAAAUUAACUCCAGCUCAAUUACCUUCUUCUGAUGCCUUAUCGAAAUUCGCCUCCGUGGUGAAUAAUGGUGAAGAAGAUGAUACUGAAUAUAGAGCAUGGUGGGUUAAACCUCAUAAUAAUAAUGAUUCUAUAAAUCUUGAAGAAUCAAUUGAGACUAUAAAGAAUUAUAUCGAUAAGGGAGAAAUCAUUCCUGAUCCAGAUUUAAAACAAGAUGAAGAUGAUGAUGAUGAUAAGAAAUUACCUAUUGUGGGGAUUAUUGGAUUUUCUCAAGGUGCUUCCUUAGCAGGUAUUUUAAUUCAUAAAUUCGAACAAUUAUUUAAUAUCCCUCCACCAAAAUUUAUCAUCAUGUAUAGUGGAUUCAAAUUAGAUACAAGUGUAAAAUCAGGCAAUAGUAAGUAUGAAGGUUAUUAUACUACUGAAGAUAAAGUAGAGAAGGGGUUUAAGUAUUUACAUAUUUAUGGAGAAUUAGAUACCGUAGUGGAUGAAACUCGAUCAUUAUCAUUUUAUAAUAUUACCACGGAAAAUUCACAAUUAUUAAAACAUCCUGGAGGUCAUUUCGUUCCAAAUUCAAAGAUUUAUAUUGAUCAAGUUACAAAUUGGAUUCAAGUGGUCACGAAGGAGGAAGAAGAAGAAGUACCAAAAGUAGAGAAGAAAGGUGAUGAAGAUGAUAUUGAUUCUUUAUUGGAUAUGAUAGAUAAUUUAGGUAAAGCAUAG